AUGUUAGCUGGUCUUGACAAACCAGACCCAGAGGAUUUGCUAUACCCGCCUGAACUGAAUGCUCACCUAAUUGAACAAUUAAAGAUAAUGACAGGGGAAAACAAUGAACUUCGGAAAUGUAUAUUCACAAAAGACGAAGAAAUAAAGAUACAAAAUAAAACAAUUGCCGAUUUAAAUCAACGUAUACGCGAUAUAAUAUCCGGUUCCGGUCCUGCAAUAUCCUCAAAAUCAGCCGGAAUUAUUAGCGCUAAAAUCACAGAGCUUUGCAAACAGAAUCGUCAUUUAGUUGCUGAAGUGGAGAGCCAUAAAACUAAAAAUGCUGCUCUAGAAAGAAAAAUCAUGCAACUGGACCUAAUUAAUAAAGAAAACGAAAAAUUGGAAGCUUGUCUAUGCAAAGAUGAGACAGGAGACGUUAAUCCUGAUGAAUUGAAAGACUUAAAUAACAAACUAGUAGUCGUUAACAGAAAGUUGUAUGACAGCAAGAAUAGGAAUCUUGAAUUAAAAAACGAUAUUCUUAUAGCAACAAAAAUAUUGCAACAGGAAUUAGGGGAUAAAUUCACUAGUAUAAAAGAUCUUCAAAAUGAUUUAGCUGGUUGGAAAGGAAGAGCUCAACAAAUAGCUCUGUUGCAAGGUAAAAUUGCUGUUCUAGAAGAAAAACUGAAUGGAAAACAUAAGGAUCUUCUUGAAGCUAAAAAGAAUGAUCAAACUGUAAUAUUACGUGACCUAGAAAUGAAGCGUAAAAGAGAAGUAGACCGAGCGAUGAAAGACUUUGAAGCAUUAAAAGAAGAUAAUAUUGAUCUUAAACGAAAAUUGGAAGGAGCUCGAUGCAGAAUAAGAAACUUGGAAUGUGACGCAACCACAUUGCGGCAAAAAAUGCAGACAUUUGUUGAAAAAAGUAAUCACGAUGAUUUGCUCGUGAACGAACAAAGGAAUCAAAUCAAAAGCUUAGAAUCCUAUUAUCAAGAAAUUUUGAAAGAAAAUACUGUAAAAAUGAAUAAAAUGCACUCUGAAAUAUUUGAGUAUCAAAAACUUAUUAAGAAUACAGAUGCUAAAAUUGACGCAUUAAGAGAACAAGCAACAGAAAAAGCUACAAAAAUUGAAGAACUACGAGCGCAAUUACUAAGAUACGAAGAAUGUUCAUUGCAAAGCGUAUUCUUUACACCCAUGAAAACUGCAACAGACAAUGAAAUUAAAAAGCUUUCGGAUUUGAUUCUUAUUUUGAAUCAAAGAAUAGAUAAUGAAAGGCACAAAUACGAAGAAUUAGAUGUAAUUCAUAGAAAAACAAAAGAGAAGAAAAGGAGGCUUGAACGAAAGAUUGCUUUGGUUGAGGAUGAAUUGAAGACAUUGAAGGAUUCCAAAAGACCAUCUAGAACUUCUAAAACAGCUAUACAAAAGGAACAAACGUUUGAUGGCUUUCCCUCGACUGCAGCUUCGUUAGGAAAGAAACAUUCUUCAAUUGCCGCUAUCGCUGUAAGACCUAGUGAAACAGUAUCGGAUGAUCCAAGUGAAAGUUAUGAUUUGCUGGAUAAGGAUGAACUCAAAUAUAAACUGGAACUUGCCGAGGAAAAAUUAAAAAUAUUGGAAGAUAAACUCAAAAUGAUAGAAGAAGAAAAAAAUGAUGAUUAUAACCAUCUCGUUGACAUGAUUCAAACUUCGAAACAAUUAUUCAAUGAGGCCCUAACGGUUUUAAAAAGAGACAAGUGUCAGUGUAUGUCAUAA
Molecule: messenger RNA, 1719 nt
Organism: Pieris macdunnoughi
Lineage: Eukaryota; Metazoa; Arthropoda; Insecta; Lepidoptera; Pieridae
Source: the annotation of a GenBank genome assembly